AUGGACGCCCCAGAAGCAGUCGGGCCACCGGUCAAGUCCCUCUCUCACAUCUUCCGCCGGAACCAACUCAGGAUUCAAUCCCCCGGCCCUUGGAGUCCGAAGAAAUGGCCGCCAAAGAGCCCCUUGGGGAUGUACGAGUUCUCAACGACAUCAGCUGGAGACAAAGAGGAAGGCAUCAGCGAAUUCACCACCAAAGGUGGGAAAGACAAGGACAACAACACCGGACCAACAAUAUGGGGCUUUCGUCGACCAACCUUCUUCCUGAGUGUAGCACUAGCGGUGGUGAGUCUCAUCGCCAUAAUCGUCGGCGGAGUAGCAGGGACAACAGCAGUGGCCAACGCACGGAGGUACCUCUUCCCCCAGCCUUUCUCUCCUAUUAACGAGCCACUAACCACCAACCACAGUGAAUCUUCCCUCUGUCCCCUCCCCACAACAGUAACCAUCACCUCUCCUCCCUCCCCAACCCAAACCACCGGCCCCGAAGCCAUCACCGUCCCCCGCCUCGGCCUUCUGGAUUUCGACUGCGGCCGCAUAGCCAUCUCUCGGCAGAUCAUCACCCUGGGCACAAACAGCUGGUCGUUCGACGUGAACUGCAUGAUGGACUUCAAAGGAGUAGGCGUGGAUUUGACAGGGAUGACAAGCUACACCUUUGAAGACUGCAUAAAGGCUUGCGCGAUCUACAACAACAUAGCACGGAACAACACGUGUGUUGGGGUGGGGUUUAGUGCAAACCUGACGACGAUAUUACCCAAGGUGGGAGGAAAUUGCUGGUUGAAGGGGUAUUUACCGGAGAUGAGCCCCGAGAUGAACUUGGGGGCUGUGGCGGUGGUGGUUAGUGGGCCUAAGUUUAUGGUUGAGGGGUGA
This is a messenger RNA of Podospora anserina S mat+, 864 nucleotides long. RefSeq lists its product as uncharacterized. The record is from RefSeq and is a predicted model, not a curated record. The transcript has a single exon. NCBI's taxonomy places the organism in Eukaryota, Fungi, Ascomycota, Sordariomycetes, Sordariales, Podosporaceae. The coding region runs from base 1 to 864 and encodes 287 amino acids.